AUGGACCUCUGCAUCACUAUCAAGGGCGUCUCGUUUCUGCUGCAGACAGGACUGGGAAUCCUGGCGAACGCGUCGGUGCUGAUGGCGUACGCCCACAUCGCUGUGGUGGAAGCGCGCCUGCAGCCCGUGGACCGCAUCCUGGCACACAUCGCUUUCGCCAACCUCCUGCUCUUGACACGCGGCAUUCCCCAAACCAUGACGGUCUUCGGCCUGCGCCACCUGCUGGACGAUCCCGGCUGCAAGGUGGUCAUUUACGCCUACCGCAUCGGCCGCGCCCUGUCCGUCUGCCUCACCUGCAUGCUGAGCGUCUUCCAGGCCCUGACCAUCGUGCCCGCCGGCGGGGCGUGCCUGAGCAGGAUAAAAUCGUACCUCCCCAAACUGGUGGUGCCCACCUUCGCCGGACUCUGGAUCCUGAACAUGAUCGUGUGUUUAGCCGCGCCCAUGUUCUCCAUCGCGCCGCGGAACGGCACCGUCCCCCCCUUCACGCUCAACCUGGGGUUCUGCCACGUCGACUUCCGGGACAACCUGUCGUACGUGGUGAACGGCGCCAUCCUGUCGACGCGAGACUUCACUUUCGUCGCCCUCAUGCUGUCGUCCAGCACGUACAUCCUGGUCCUGCUGCACAGACACGCCCGGCAGGUCCGCGCCAUCCGCCGCACCCAGGGAAGCUCCAUGGAGAUGCGCGCGGCGAAGACGGUGGUGAUGCUGGUGCUGCUGUACAGCCUGUUCUUCGGCAUCGAUAACAUCAUCUGGAUCUACAUGCUGACGGUGGCACAGGUUCCCGCCGUGGUGUCCGACAUGAGGGUGUUUUUCUCCUCCUGCUACGCCACCUUCAGCCCUCUGCUGAUGAUCAGCUCCAACAAGAAGAUAAAAGCUAGGAUGGUGUGUGCGGCCGCCGACCGUCCCGCCCCGGACUUGACUGAGAAAUCCAACGCAAAGUGAAAUUGAAUACUGAUAAUGGACGAGAAAUACACAAGCACACUGUUCAAUAUAUUCA
Molecule: messenger RNA, 997 nt
Organism: Trichomycterus rosablanca
Lineage: Eukaryota; Metazoa; Chordata; Actinopteri; Siluriformes; Trichomycteridae
Product: olfactory receptor class A-like protein 1
Exons: 1
Coding region: 1-942 (313 amino acids)
Biological process (GO): G protein-coupled receptor signaling pathway
Cellular component (GO): membrane
Molecular function (GO): pheromone receptor activity
Source: RefSeq, a predicted model, not a curated record